GAGCGGAACAUUAGUCCGCGCAUCAACAACGUUGAGCCUCCAUUUACGCCGUUCAGCGAAGGCGUCGCCGGCGCCGCCCCAAAGAGUCCAACCUUCAAUCUCUUAGUCGGAGCAGCCUUUAUAGUCCAUACUAAGGACUCUGUCGUUGAAUCUGAUGUGCUUCAACCAUUUGAAAUGGUCGGCGUAAGAUCUGAGGUAAUCGAGAACUCGAUUUUAUCUCGGAAAUUCUUCAGUCACCGAUUUUGGCCAGGGGAAAUCGGAGAACUGAAACAACUCUUUGGACGUCUGCAGCGCCGUCGUCUCCUCGGUCCAAACGCCGCCAAUGGCGCCUCUGGCCUCGAAGACAAUGGGAGUGAAUUUGCAGGCCGCGAAUCCGCUUAUUCCGGCGCCGAUUAUCGCGACUUUAUUUGGUUACAUCGUUUCUAAAAUGAAUGUGAAUUUCCCUCUUUUUUAUUAUUUGUUCGUUUUUGUUUGAUUAGGUGGAAAUUUACUUCGGUCAGACUAAGUCAACGGUAAUGACGUGGCAUGAGUUGAUUGGGUGUUUUUCAAUACAGUAAAGAAGAGCCGCCCGUAGAGAAGCAUACAUCUCCUUCUUCAACCCACCGUCGCAUUCAGAUAAUUUUCAUUUCGACGAAUUGAAGGGACGAAUCCCGCAAAUUCGAAGCGUGUCGUGCUCGAUUCCUUCUGGAUACUUAGGGGACUGAAGUUUACUGGGCUAAGAAUCGCCAUGGCUUUAAACCUUCGCCAGAAGCAAACAGAAUGUAUCAUUCGAAUGUUGAAUUUAAACCAGCCGGUGAACUCAACAUCGACCGGGAACGAAGAAGAGGUUUACAAGAUGUUGAUCUUCGAUAGAUUUUGCCAGAAUGUAUUGUCCCCUUUGAUUCAUGUUAAAGACCUUCGAAAACAUGGGAUUACGCUUUAUUUUCUCAUCGACAAGGAUAGAAAACCUGUUCACGAUGUUCCCGCAGUCUAUUUCGUCCAACCGAGUAAGAACAACAUAGAUAGAAUUGUUGCUGAUGCUUCUCGCUUCCUCUAUGAUAAUUUUUACUUGAACUUCUCUUCUUCUAUUCCUCGUCCUCUUCUUGAGGAUCUCGCAUCUGGUACGCUGAAUUCGGAUUCGAUACAACGAAUCUCGAAGGUGCACGACCAGUAUUUGGAGUUCAUUACAUUGGAAGAUAAUUUGUUUUCGUUAGCACAGAAGAAUAUAUAUGUCCAAUUGAACGAUCCCUCUGCUGGAGAUCGUGAAAUUGAGGAGAUUAUAGAGAGAAUCGUGAGUGGAUUGUUCAGUGUUUUGGCUACGCUUGCUGUUGUGCCUGUUAUUCGAUGCCAACGAGGAGGGCCGGCGGAAAUGGUUGCCUCGGCAUUGGAUCAGAGGUUGAGAGAUCAUUUGUUGUCGAAGAACAACUUGUUUACAGAAGGUGGGGGCUUUGCUAGCUCCUUCCAGCGUCCGAUUUUGUGUCUGUUUGAUCGAAAUUUUGAGUUAUCUGUAGGAAUACAGCAUGAUUUUAGGUACAGACCUUUAGUUCAUGAUGUUCUAGGAUUGAAGCUGAAUAGACUGAGUGUGCAGGGUGAAAAGGGUGGGAUGAAAUCAUAUGAAUUAGAUAGUUCAGACCCAUUUUGGGUAGCCAAUGGGUCUUUAGAAUUUCCAGAAGUUGCAGUGGAGAUUGAAACUCAGUUGAAUAAGUAUAAGAAAGAUGUUGAUGAGGUGAAUAGAAGAACUGGUGGGACUGAUGGAGCUGAGUUUAAUGGAACAGAUUUGAUUGGGAACACAAAGCAUUUGAUGAAUGCUGUAAACUCAUUGCCAGAAUUGACUGAAAGGAAGCAAAUUAUUGAUAAGCAUACAAACAUUGCUACUGUAUUGUUGGGUGAGAUCAAGGAGAGGUCUCUUGAUUCAUAUGCUAAGAAGGAGAACGAUAUGAUGUCCCGAGGAGGUAUCGAUCGGAACGAGCUCUUGAGUGCACUCAAAGGGAAGGGUACGAAGACGGAUAAGCUCCGAUUUGCUGUUAUAUAUCUUAUCUCUUCUGAAAGUAUAAACCAAUCUGAAGUGGAAGCUGUGGAAGCUGCCCUGAGGGAAUCGGAAGUUGAUAUUAGUGCAUUUCAGUAUGUUAAGAAGAUCAAGUCGUUGAAUGUUGCAUUCACAUCAGCAAAUUCAGCUAGCAGAAGCAACAUUGUGGAUUGGGCUGAGAAACUCUAUGGACAGUCGAUUAGUGCAAUGACUGCUGGUGUUAAAAAUCUUUUGUCUAGUGAUAGGCAGCUUGCACUGACUCGGACGGUAGAGGGGUUGAUGGAAGGAAAACCGAAUCCCGAAAUCGAUACUUUUCUUACGUUCGAUCCACGUGCGCCGAAGUCGAGUUCCGGAACGAGUAGCAGCCAUUUGAAAGGACCAUUCAAAGAAGCUAUUGUGUUCAUGAUUGGAGGGGGUAACUACGUCGAGUACGGGAGCUUGCAAGAGCUGGCAACAAAUCAGCAGCCCGUCAAACAUAUCAUAUAUGGUAGCACUGAAAUCCUCACUGGAGUCGAGUUCGUCGAGCAGCUUUCGUUGUUGGGGCAGAAGAUGGGACUUGGCAAUGUUACUGCUGCUACUGCUCCUCCUCCUCCUCCAGGUCGUUAACUCAACUCCCUUCUGUUGAAUUUAUUUGUUCAUUGCAGUGCCUUAGAUUAGCUAGUUCAUUAAAGAAAUUGGUGCAUAUCUGAAGCAAUUCUGGAUAAGAACAUUUCGGAUUAUAGUAUCUGCCCCCCUCAGUCGUUUUCGAGGCUGAUUCGUGUUCUUGAAAUCAGACUUUCGAUUAGCCUCGACCUCCGAUAAUCCGGGACGAAUGCCUUUUUGUAGAUGUUGUUGUUAGUUUAUCCACUUCAAGAACUUUUUGUAUUCUUUGGAAGCUUUAUGCAUUUGGGAAUUCACUUGCCAAACAUUCUUUUGUCGAAGCUUGACGCCUAAAGUUCAUCGUUAAAUGAUUAUAUCUACAAAGAUUAUAACCA
Cucurbita pepo subsp. pepo (vegetable marrow) is the source of this 2979-nucleotide messenger RNA. RefSeq names its product SEC1 family transport protein SLY1. Gene Ontology annotation, biological process: vesicle-mediated transport. The record is from RefSeq and is a predicted model, not a curated record. NCBI's taxonomy places the organism in Eukaryota, Viridiplantae, Streptophyta, Magnoliopsida, Cucurbitales, Cucurbitaceae.